Messenger RNA from Eremomyces bilateralis CBS 781.70, 509 nucleotides. RefSeq lists its product as uncharacterized. Lineage: Eukaryota; Fungi; Ascomycota; Dothideomycetes; Eremomycetales; Eremomycetaceae. Bases 112 to 468 code for a protein of 118 amino acids. The transcript has a single exon. The record is from RefSeq and is a predicted model, not a curated record.
UGAGAAAAAAAGAGCAUUAUCACUUCGCAUGUGCGAAUUCUGGUUUAGAUAGAACCCCAGCCGCCAGUUGGACAUACAUUGUCGAUUUUCUUGUCUACUAUUGUGUGUUCCAUGCAUCGUCCACGCCGUCUUCCUCGAAGAACCCGAGGACAAAGCAAAACGAAGUCAUGCCAACUUACCUCAACCCCAUCGCCUAGCCACCAGGGACGGUGGUCUUAUCGUUCUGGCAGCAUCGGCAGAAGUUCUCUCCUCGUCCAUUCAACGUCCGGCAGUGUCUGCAAAUCCAGGGGGCAGGGCCGUAGGGAUAGUUCCGCGGGCAUUUCCUGCACCUCUUGUGCCUACACCAGCACUCCCCCUUCGACCAAAGCAUCGCCAUCUUGCAACGACAGCAGCUCCAUGUCAUGGAUGAGAGACUUUCCUCCGGUGUGGAAGUGUUUCGACCCAUUUUGGAAGAGGGACCCGGUGUAAGUUUUUCUUCGAGAGUCAACUGUCUAGUAUAAUUACUCGUG